AGCAUGAAUGGCUGUGGAGCAGCUUAAGAAAGGUGACGGGGCCCCAGCGCAGAGUCCCCUACACCGCCCUUCUUGUCCCCAGCUCCUGCCGGCCCUGGGACAUCCUGCUGCCCGCUGGAUGUGCUUCGUGCCGUCCCACUACCCAGCCAAGUACCUGUGUCCCCUGCGUACCCCUGUGCCCGGGGCUGCUCCAGUCCUCCGGGCUUCGCCCUGCCCGAGGAGGGACCGGGGUCCGGGCAGGGAUGCCCAUGGCUAGGAGUGACUGGACAGUGCCCAUGGAGCACGCCAGGGGUGGCCUGGAGGGAACAGCGAGCAGAUGGCAGGGCGGGCCGAGCUGACAAUCCCCUAAUCCCAUCAACGCCGCGGGGGCUGAGCAGAGCCGAGCUGGGCCAUGGCGGGCACACGGGCACACGGGCAUCUCCUGCACCCGCUGCUCUUCCAGGUCUGCUGCGGUUGUCACGGGCUCCGUGUGUCCACGAGCACGCGUAUCCUUUACACGCUCCUGCAUGUCCUGGCCUCUGCCGUGUGCUGCCUCAUGCUGUCCCGCACUGUGGCCCAGGCUAUCACGGAGAAGGUGCCCUUCUCAGUGGUGCUGUGCCAACACCUGCCAGGGGGCACAGACUGUGAGCAGCUGGUGGGUUCCUCGGCCGUGUAUCGGGUCUGUUUUGGUACUGCCUGCUUCCACCUGGCACAGGCUGCCCUGCUGCUCAACGUGCGCUCCAGCUCCGACUGCCGUGCGCAGCUCCACAAUGGGUUCUGGCUCCUGAAGCUGCUGGUGCUGGUGGGCCUCUGGGCCGCCAGCUUCUUCAUCCCUGAGGACAACUUCAUCCGAGGUGUGUCCCCCACCAUGUCUGAACUGGCACUGUGGGCACCCCUUUUGGCCCCCACCUGCCCUAUGCUAUCUCUGCCUCUGUCCUCUUCCCCCAGCCUGGCACUACAUAGGUGUCUGUGGGGGCUUUGCCUUCAUCCUCAUCCAGCUGGUGUUGAUCACAGCCUUUGCGCACACCUGGAACAAGAACUGGUGAGUGUUGGGGUGCUGGGUGGGUACUUGCCCACUGCCACUGCUUAUCCACUCUUCCACAGGCUGACAGGUGCUGCACAGGACAAGCGCUGGUAUCUGGCCGUGCUGCUAGCCACGGCCACCUUCUACACCCUUGCCUCUGCCGCCUUCUCCUUCCUCUACAAGUUCUACACCCACCCAGCCGCCUGCCACCUCAACAAAGCAUUGCUUGCCAUCAAUGGCAGCCUCUGUGGCAUCAUGUCCUUCAUCUCCGUCACGCCAUGUGUGCGGCUCAAGCAGCCACGGUCGGGGCUGCUGCAGUCCUCAAUCAUCAGCUGCUAUGUGAUGUACCUAACCUUCUCCGCACUUUCCAGCCGUCCCCCGGAGAGAGUGCUGUACAAGGGGCAGAACCUCACUGUGUGCUUCCCGGGGGUUCAGCAGGAUGAGCUGCAGACUGAGGACACCACUGUCGCCGUGCUGGGCGCUGCUAUCAUGUAUGCCUGCGUGCUCUUUGCAUGCAAUGAAGCCUCAUACCUUGCUGAGAUCUUUGGACCCCUCUGGAUGGUCAAAGUCUACAGCUUUGAGUUUAAAAAACCUUCCUGUUGCUUCUGCUGCCCUGAGAAGAUGGAGGAGGAGCUGAGAGGCACCGACCAGACAUGUGAGCAAGUAGAAGAGAAUGCCAAGGGACAGUUCAUCAUCCAGGAUGAACAGGACCGGGUGGUCUACAGCUACUCAGCUUUCCACUUUGUCUUCUUCCUUGCCUCGCUCUAUGUUAUGAUGACACUCACCAACUGGUUCAGCACCGUCGCAGCAGUACAGGGCCACGCAUCGUGCGGCGCCGACGUGCUCCACAGCGCAUCAAUGUCUCCACAUAGUCCCUGCCAGGACAAACUGUGCCCAGGACUGGUCCCUGCCGUGCCCUGGCCCUGCUUAGUCAUCCUGGCCUCCUCUCACCCCCUGUCCCAGGAGACAGCAGCAUCCAAGAGCUGAGGGGAACAUGGGAGGUGGAUGCACCCAGGGAUACUGGCCCUGUGCUGAGCCAGGGCCACCCAAAGGGCCAGAGCAAGCUGGUGGCAGGUGCUCAGCCCACAGCCUGGUUGCCCUGGCCCCACUGAGUGCACUGGGGGAGCAGGGCUCUGCCAUGGCAGCCACUGCUGUGGUGCAUUCACUGUAAAUACCCCCUUAAAUACAUUUUUAUAUAAAACUCUGAACUGAGCCUGUGCCAGCUGCUGCCAUGGAGAUGAGGAGAGGGGGUGCCUGCAGCACCCAGGCACUGGCCACACAAGAGCCACAGCUGAGGACACCUUCAGGGUGGCUCUGCCAGAGCGGGGGACAAGCAGGGGGUGCAGAACAGGGGACAGUGCUCUGAGGCCCAGGGUUGCAGGAGGGUGUGCAGCCCAUGGCUGCUGCACCCAGGGAGGGCACACUGCCAGUGUGGCUGUAGGAUCAGAGUGGCCCUGGGCCCCCACCUACAGAGCAAUGAUGGCAGGGCAGCUCCCAGCACAGCAGCGUGGGGCUGCAGCACGCACUGUGCCCAAUGGGCCCCACACUGUGGUGAUGGCUGUGGGUGCAGGACAGACUGACACGCAUCACCAGGGUGCCCACAAGGCUGGCACAGCCUGGGCAUACAGCGAAGCAGGAGGUGAGGGAAGGGCAGCACCGUGGAUGAGUGCCGUUGGGGUCCAGCUGGUCCCAGUGCAGCAGCAAGGCAAUUGUGGGGUCUCUGAUUGGAGCAGCAGAGAUGAGGGACUGCAGUGCCCAGUGCCCUGGGGCUGCCCAUCACACCUCUCCCACCUCAGGAGAUAAGGGCACACAUGGGGGGCUCGGGGAAGGGCAGCUGUGGCACCAUCUUGGAGACAUCAACCAGGUAAUGCUGGAGUGGGGGUUCCCAGCAGCCCCCAUCACCCUGGGGCUCUCCAGUGCUCUGGGCCAUGCCGCAGUGGGGUUUCCCUGCCUCAUCCUGCCCAGAAGACUGGGCCGAGUGCAUCUCCCACAAGGCUGAAAGGGCUGGGGAGGGAACUUCAGCAGGUCUAGCAGCACAAGAGGUGGCACUGAAUGUUCCUCCUAGCAGGGGUGGACUUCCAGAUCAAGCAGCUUCUGGUGGAUGGGGAGCAAACCAUAUUACAGAUCUGGGACACAGCUGGGCAGGAGAGCUGAGAGCACAGGGCCAGGAGGCCCAGGACUGUGGCAGGGUUCCAGCAGCAGCUCCACAGCAGCCAGUCACCACACCAGCAGCAGUGACAGCCCCAGCAUUUGGUACUGGAGCAUCACCUCGACCUACUUCCACAAAGCCCACAGCGUGCUUGCUACUCCUCCACAAUAUCAGCUCCCUGAGCACCUUCCUCAGCAUCCACCAGUGGGAUUGAGGACAUCAGGGUGGGAAGGGUCCAAGAGACACCCAGCCCCCAGAAGAGGGGCAGAAGCCUUGACAAUUUCAGGGGGGUGGAAUUUGCUGUACCCCAACCUGUCCUGGGGAACAGGAAUAAGGCAGGCAGGGGCUGGGCUACUGCCAGGCAAGGGGAAGCCCCCAGGAAAAGUGAGAGUGCUUCCCCCAACGUUUUCCCUUUUCCUGGUGUUUCUGUCAAGCCUGGAACUGCAUCUGGCUCCCAGGCCCAGCACAGGCAUGAUGGGAGGCAGCCAAUGUGGCCAUGGGCUGCCAGCCCCAGAAAGCCCCAUGCCACUCUUCUAUUCUGCAGGACAACAAGCAGUCGCAGUUAUUGAUGCUGGUGGGGAACAAAAUGAACCUGCAGCCUGGCCUGGCAGAGGGGUCCACACAGACCACAGGCAGCUGGCCGUGGUGAGCAGCAGCUCCUCAGGGCCCCCGGGGUAACCAGGGCCCCACUGACAUCCACUACCAGCCCCAGGGCUGCCUGUUCAGCGCCAAGGACAGCCACCAAAGCGGUGGAUGCGGUGCUGCAUCUCGCUGGGCGAGGAACCCAGGCUGGCGCGGGACCCGUCCCCGUGCUGCCGCCAUCGUUCUGCCCCUGCAGGGAGGUGAAAAGGCCGAUCGGCACCGGCAUUAGCACCGGGCUGGACCUCAUUGCCAGGCGAGCGGCUCCGCGGGGCUGCCGGACGGGCCGCUCCAGCUGGGCCCGCCCCGGCCGUGCCGCAGCGCGGCUCUCCCCCGGUGCGCAGGCCCGGCCGCCAUCUCUCCACCGCCGCCCUCCGACCGGCCCCGGGCCCUGCCUGCGCCCCGGCCCGCUCCGGCGCCGUGCCCUCCAGCUUCGUUCCUCGAGGCUCCCAGCUCUCCCACCCGCCCCGGGGUGGUCAGCCCUUAUCCCCCGCGCCGAUCCCCGGGUGCGGCCCCAAGGACCGCCCAGGCCCGAUCCCACCUUUGUUCCUCACCGUCAAGAUGCCGCCGCUUGACUCUGUCACGGCCGCGCUCGGUCCUUCUCUCCGCGGACGCGAUUACUCCGCCAGCAGUACCCGUGCUCGCCCACCCCCCGCCCGGCGCACGGACGAGCAGACGCAGCGUGCAGGGCUCCACAGCUACUUUAAUAAGGGACGGCGCCGCAGGGCGCGGGGCGAUGCCGGGGGUCCCGGCGGGACCCGGCCGGGGGCGGCGCAGGGCAUCCUGCCGGCGGGACCGGCCCUGGGGCGGCAGCCCGGCGCGGCCACCCGCUACUUGUUGCCCUCCUUCUUCUCGUCGGCCUUCUUCUGCUUCUG
Poecile atricapillus (Black-capped chickadee) is the source of this 4666-nucleotide messenger RNA. It is a transcript of the gene SERINC4, whose product is annotated as serine incorporator 4. The transcript has 11 exons. Lineage: Eukaryota; Metazoa; Chordata; Aves; Passeriformes; Paridae. The record is from RefSeq and is a predicted model, not a curated record. Gene Ontology annotation, cellular component: membrane. Bases 392 to 1990 code for a protein of 532 amino acids.